AUGAGCAAAACAAAUCCGUUAGCAAUUCGAUUAGCACCUGGAACAAUUAUCGAGGGACGCUUUUUGUUCGAAACAUUAUCAGUGGGUCGUUACAGUACCGUAUUUAAAGUUGAAGAUAAACUUGAUAGUCGUCAGAAAUAUUGCAUAAAGAUAGAAUACGAUCGAGGACCGAAAAUUAAUUAUCUGCAUCAAGAAAUCGCUGUGUUGCAUAAAUUAGAAACACGUGGAUAUAUGGCUAGACUGUAUUAUUGUGAACGUUGUAAACCGAUAGAAUACGAUCGAGGACCGAAAAUUAAUUAUCUGCAUCAAGAAAUCGCUGUGUUGCAUAAAUUAGAAACACGUGGAUAUAUGGCUAGACUGUAUUAUUGUGAACGUUGUAAACCGUUUUCAUUCAUGUUAACAACACUAUUCGGUAAAAGUAUUUGGAUGUUACGGCAGAAUUUACCGAAUAAAUUGGUGUCACCGGGAUGUGCAGCUCGCAUCGCCGUACACACAUUGUAUCAAAUUAAGCAAAUACAUGAAGUUGGCUAUAUUUUACGAGAUUUAAAAAUUGGAGAUAUGUUAAUUGGAUUAAACGGUAAAGCAGCAAAAAUGAUAUUUUUGGUUGAUUUUGGAAUGUGUCGAACAUAUAUUCGAAAGAAUGUAAAUGGAUCAGUAGUAAUUCGACCACAACGAGAAAAAGUAUUCGUUCGUGGCAUUCUAAGCUCACCACGUGUUCACAAACGACAAGAUGUUUGUCGAGCGGAUGAUCUCUGGUCGCUUGUUUAUAUUCUCAUCGAUUUAACUGCUGGACUUCCGUGGCGUGAAAUUAAGAUAGAAAAACCAGUAGCAGAGCAAAAGGAAACGAUUAGCGAUGCGAAACUGUUUAAAGAUUGUCCGGAAGAAUGGAUUAAAAUAAUGGAACACGUUCGAUUUUUACGUUAUGAAUCACGUCCGAACUAUAAGUUAAUAUAUGAUCACUUACAAGAAACACUGGUUCGAUUUCAGGUCUCCUAUUCAGAUCCAUGGGACUGGGAUCUUGUGGGUAAUAAUGUAAUUAUUGAAAGGGAUUCAAAGGAAAGAACUUCAUCAUCGCAUUCUAAAUCGGAACAAAUCGGCGAAUCCAGAUCCGAACGAAUUUCGUUGCAAAGUGAUUCAGAUAAUGAAUGGAGUUCAAAGACAGAUCGAAAUGAAAAUUCCAUGGACAUACCAAAGCUACGAAACAGAGCGGGAACUCGACCGAGACGAAAAAACCCAUUUAAUGAAAUUAUUAGCGCACUUCAAAGCUCUAUUUCCUUAGUCCCAGUUAAAUCAACCAAUCAGCAGUCUCCAACUCUACUGCUUAGCAAGCAGAAACGUUUAUUAGCAACAGAAUAUGACCCAUCAUUUCCGACUACAAAUCCCGAAGAAUUUGAAAAAAACGACAUUGGAAUUUGAUAAUUUGAAAAUG
Loa loa (African eye worm) is the source of this 1429-nucleotide messenger RNA. RefSeq names its product serine/threonine protein kinase. The coding region runs from base 1 to 1416 and encodes 471 amino acids. Gene Ontology annotation, molecular function: protein serine/threonine kinase activity; ATP binding. Gene Ontology annotation, cellular component: nucleus; cytoplasm. Gene Ontology annotation, biological process: peptidyl-serine phosphorylation; signal transduction. The record is from RefSeq and is a predicted model, not a curated record. The transcript is spliced from 10 exons. Lineage: Eukaryota; Metazoa; Nematoda; Chromadorea; Rhabditida; Onchocercidae.